UGCUGAGCUGAAACGAAGAAACUCGUAGGAGCAUGAAGUGUCUGAACAACCGGGCUGAGAGCCACCUGACGGGUCAGGUAGAGUCUCAGGUGGACAGCUUGGUGAACGGAGGGGGCUGGGUCAACCACGGCUACCGUGGGUCCCCUCCACCAAUCCCCCGUGUGGUCAGCACCAUCUACAGUCCACAGUCCCACUUUCAGGGCUCUGUGGACAGCGUCUACAAACUGGACACCCCGGGCCGGAUCACAGAGGAGGCCCCCUCCUCCUCUUCAGACCAAGUUUCAAAGAAGAAGAGCUGCUGCUCUUUUAUUAAAGGGUUAUGGGGUACAGCAUGGACCGAAAACACCUUGAACAACCGGGAGAAGUAUAUCCAGACCACCCUGCGGGAGUUACUGGUCUACACGUUGUUCCUGGUAGACGUUUGCCUCUUGACGUACGGCAUGACGAGCACGAGCGCCUAUUAUUUCACCAAUGCCAUGACGAACCUGUUCGUGAAUACAGCCGGUGUGAGUGGAGUUACGUUUCAGUCCAUUGGCACCAUGGACGACUUCUGGACCUAUGCCCAGGGUCCUUUACUAGACGGCCUUUACUGGACCAGAUGGUACAACAACGAGUCCCUGGACAGCGGAGACCAGUCGUUCAUCUACUAUGAGAAUAUGUUGCUGGGUGUUCCCAGGAUAAGGCAGAUCAAGAUCAAGAACAACUCCUGCCAGGUCCAUCAAGACUUUAAGAAUGAGAUCAGUGGAUGUUUUGAUGUCUACAAUGAAAAGAAAGAGGAUGACCUCAGUUUUGGUCUCAUCAAUGGGACUGCCUGGACCUACCACACAGAAAAAGAUAUCAAAGGUUCCUCCUACUGGGGACUGUUGACCACUUAUAGUGGAGCAGGAUACUAUCAAGACCUAAAUCGGACAAAAGAGGUGAGCGCCAACGUCCUGACUGAACUGAUGGACAACGUCUGGCUGGAUCGAGGAACCCGGGUCGUCUUCAUUGAUUUCUCCACAUACAACGCAAAUGUCAACUUGUUCUGUGUCAUCAGGUUGGUGGUUGAAUUUCCAGCAACUGGUGGAGCGAUCCCGUCCUACCAGAUCAGAACAGUGAAACUGAUUCGUUACAUUACCACCUGGGAUUAUUUUAUCCUCGGCUGUGAACUGGUCUUCUGUGUAUUCAUCUUCUACUAUGUUGUAGAAGAAAUUUUAGAGCUACAGAUACACAAGUUCGCCUAUUUUAAAAGCAUUUGGAACAUUCUGGAUAUUGUCGUCAUUUUGCUUGCAAUUGUUGCUAUAAUCUUUAAUAUUUUCAGAACUGUCAAAGUGGACAACUUGCUUGGCAAGCUAUUAGAACAACCUGGAAUCUAUGCUGAUUUUGAGUUUCUGGCUUUCUGGCAAACCCAGUAUAACAACAUGAAUGCAGUGAACUUAUUUUUUGCCUGGAUCAAGAUUUUUAAGUACAUCAGUUUCAACAAAACGAUGACGCAACUGUCCUCCACGCUGGGACGAUGCGCCAAAGACAUCUUGGGGUUUGCCAUCAUGUUCUUCAUUGUUUUCUUCGCCUACGCUCAGCUCGGAUAUUUAAUCUUUGGAAUGGAGGUGGACUCCUUCAGUACCUUUGUAAAGUGCAUAUUUACACAGUUCCGAAUCAUCCUCGGAGACUUUGAUUACAACGCCAUCGAUCGUGCAAACCGAGUUCUUGGGCCCAUCUACUUCGUCACCUACGUGUUCUUUGUUUUCUUUGUUCUGCUGAACAUGUUUCUGGCGAUUAUAAAUGACACGUAUUCAGAGGUGAAGGAGGAACUGUCGUCCCAAAAAGACGAGCUGCAGAUUACUGACAUCAUCAAGCAGAGCUACAUGAGGACGUUCACAAAGCUGAAGCUAAAAAAAGAAAAAAUAUCAGACGUUCAGAAAGCUCUUCAGUCCGGAUCCGGAGAAAUCGAGUUCAAGGACUUCAGAGAAACUCUGAAAGAGAUGGGACACGCCGAUCAUGAAAUAUCUGCCGCUUUCUCGCAGUUCGACCGCGACGGGAACCAGAUUCUAGACGCAAAGGAACAGGAGAGGAUGAAGAUGGAGCUGGAGGAAAAAAGGGAUGCUCUCAACACGGAGCUGAACAAUCUUGGAAAAAAUUACGAGGAAAAGUUGCUGGAAAAGUCUCCCGUUGCACCGAACGAGCAAAGAACGACGCCCUCGAGUCGAGUCUUUGUGGAUCGGGAACAGUUUCUGAGACUGACCAGACAGGUUCUCCAAAUGGAAAACUCUGUAACCGGCAUCACAGCAAAGGUUGAUCUGAUCAUGGAAAAACUAAAACUGCAAGAAAACUCUGAAAAGAACACGACUAAUGAUGAUAAAUCCUCCUGUGGCGGUCCGGUCCUGGAUCGUGCUGACAGAACCAAAGCCGUACGGUCAUCCAGAAAAACCGUGGACCGCGCAGACCGCACGUUCAACUCCCACAUGUGAAGCGCCUCAGUGAAACACUUAGAAUCAGACGAGAUGCCGACAAA
This is a messenger RNA of Nematolebias whitei (Rio pearlfish), 2491 nucleotides long. It is a transcript of the gene pkd2l1, whose product is annotated as polycystic kidney disease 2-like 1. Gene Ontology annotation, biological process: potassium ion transmembrane transport; detection of mechanical stimulus. Gene Ontology annotation, cellular component: membrane. Lineage: Eukaryota; Metazoa; Chordata; Actinopteri; Cyprinodontiformes; Rivulidae. The record is from RefSeq and is a predicted model, not a curated record. The coding region runs from base 33 to 2447 and encodes 804 amino acids. The transcript is spliced from 15 exons. Gene Ontology annotation, molecular function: sodium channel activity; calcium-activated potassium channel activity; muscle alpha-actinin binding.